This is a messenger RNA of Caenorhabditis briggsae, 3594 nucleotides long. It is a transcript of the gene Cbr-rsd-2, whose product is annotated as Protein CBR-RSD-2. The record is from RefSeq and is a predicted model, not a curated record. The transcript has 18 exons. Bases 1 to 3594 code for a protein of 1197 amino acids. NCBI's taxonomy places the organism in Eukaryota, Metazoa, Nematoda, Chromadorea, Rhabditida, Rhabditidae.
AUGUGUCUAUUGAGAGUAGAGAAAAAGUUAGGAAAACUGAAAUCUAACAUCGAUGUGACCGAAUUUAUUGAGAAGAUGUACGAGUUCGAGAAGAAGUCCAAAAUGGGAGAAUCGGAAGUGACAGCCAUUGUGCUCUCCUUCGACGAGGCUUCACAUACGGCGAUGUGUUUUUCUACGUCGCUGGAAGCAAUGAUCAAUAUCAAGCUUCCGUUGGAACUUCCAAUCACAACGGGUAAACUCAUUCGGUUCACUGAUUACGAUUAUUCCAAUGAAAAUGCGGUGUAUACACCCGUUUCAAAACCGGAUUCUAUAAGUGUAACUGAAGACGACGGAGUUCGGUUAGAUGGAAAUAGGCUUCUCAUCGAAGCAAUGAUUGCUUUCUCGGUUGAAAGCAAUCAUCCGACGUAUUCAAAGAAAAAGGCGUACGCAGGAGUCUUUGGCCAUGUGGAAGUCGAUGAAAACGUCGCUCUUCGGAUGGAGAGAAACCAAGUAUAUAAAGCUGAGCUCACCUUCAACAACUCUACUGAGCUCAGUCAAAAGAGCACGUAUGGAUUCAAAGUCUGGUCGAUCUGCGGUGAUGCAUCUCCAGAAGAGAGUGAAGCGUUCAUGACAUCGCUUUAUCUGUACGAAGAUAAAAUUAGAGUCGAACCAGUUGAGCCAGAAAAUACAAACCUUCUCCCAAUGAACGAGUUCUCCCAACUUCCGAGCGGUCAUGAAUCAGUUGGAAAUAGCUACCGUCCGCCUAACAAAGUAAAUGAAGACUCGGAACGUUUGCAAGCUGGUGCCGACAACAGAAGUAUUGCAUCUUCGGAGUCUUCAAGAUCAUCUCAAAGGAAUCUCGGAGCUUCAGAACGGUCAGAAAGAUUGCAAUUCGGAAGACAAACUUCACGAAACAAUUUCGGUGCCCAGAAUCCUACUUCUAGCGGCCAGAAUAUGAUUCCUGAAGACAAAGAAAUAGAGAACUGUGCCGUUGUCCUCGAUUCGUCAUUUAGAGAGAUAUUUGUAUACGAAACUACUCUUCUUAAGCUUAUGAAACUAGAGAAUCCCAAUAACGAACGGUGCGCCAAAUGGGGAGUGGUUCGUUUCAUACCGGAAGGACCUCAAAAUGGAACAACUUUUGUAAAAGCAAACAGCUUCCGAUAUUCUCCUCCUGGUGCAGCUGUGAUUCUAACUCCAAAUGGGCCACCACAGAUGAAAACACAUCUGGUCUUUUCAAACAAUAACGGAUACAAGACAUACAAUAGAAGUUGUGGUUUUUCGAACCGAUUCGGACUUGUUGAAAUAGCAGAUCCGGCCGACGGUUUAUUGGGGAACACCGUCUACAGCACUAACAUCGAAAUCAAGCAAUGGCUCGAUCCCUUAGAGCCCGUGUUCCGCAGUGUUUCCAAACUAAAAGAAGAGGAUGUAGAAUUCUCGGACGAUUUUGCCAACUCCAUGGUUCAGUUUGAAGAAAACCUUAAGAAACAGAUACAAUCAAACGGAUUAUCGGCCUCAAAAAUGCCGCAGAUGGAUAGAUUACCUUCUCGCCCCCAAAAGAGUAGCCGUAAUAAGCCAGAUCGAACCAAUCUGCCAGACUGGAUCAACGGGCUCGUAGUUAGUGUAAGAAAAGUUGGUAACAGAAGAUGGGGACGGUUGCUCACUCCAGUGGGAGAUGCUGUGUUCUCAGAAAUGCCUACUCACGGCAGCACGGGAAAGCAUGUUCAAGUUCUGUCUUGGAUCUCAGUCCGAAUAACGAACGUGAGUGGAGAAUUAUGGGUGACCAAAAUUGAAAAGGAUGCCCACGAGUUUCUGGAUACGUCAGUAGCUAUGACAGGCGACGAGAUUGAGGUCACAACUGUUCUCACAAGCACAUCCAACUUCUCGACAGUGGACAACAUCAACUACUUCAAACACAAGCCGCUGGGAAAUGUGCAAACCGAAAAUAAUCUGGACUUUGGGCAGAACGGAAUAGCACAUGUAGUGUGCAGGAGGGGAUUCGGUCGACCCAUACCGAGCAAAAAAGGAGAAGAAUGUUAUUGGUUCGCCAGGCAGAUCUUUCCACAGUCUCGUUCACCGGAAAGAAGAAGUAGAGCAUCAGAAUACCCAUCGAAUGAUUCUGGAUGGGACAAUCGACAAGGCAAUCGCCAACAGCCACAAGAUCCAUUUUCCAAUCCCGAGAAAAAUAUAUUUGCGGACCAUGAAUCACAAGAUCCCUAUGGCAAUCCGGAAAAGAAUGUAUUUGCGGACCAUGGAUCGCAAGAUCCAUAUUGCAAUCCCGAAAAGAACAUGUAUGCGGGCCAUGGAUCACAAGAUCCAUACCGUAAUCCAGAGAAGAAUACAUUCGCGGACCAUGUAUCACAAGAUCCAUACUAUAAUCCGGAGAAAAAUAAGUUUGCGGAUGAAGGAUCACACUAUGGACUGUCAAGUUUCACUCCGACGAAUGGGAACCAAUAUGAUCUACGCCAAAAUGGUUUCAACAAUCCGAAUAGUUAUUGUGAACACUCGGGUCCGCAAAGUUAUCAGGAUCAUAGUCGCCCUAUGUCACAAUGUCAACCGCAAUUUCCACAGCCUUCUCCGGAACAAUAUCGGCCACAACAACCAUUCGGCGAGGACACCAUGUCGUUUUCCGGUAGAAAUGACGGAACACCCUUGAACUGCCUGAUUGUUUCUCGCAGAAAGAAUAUCAUGCUUGCAUAUGUCUUCAAAUAUCGGACAUCGGCGGAUAUCGUUGAGAAACGGGAUGUAGGUCUCUCUAUCCUAGUGAAUGCGUCAGAAUGCUACUGCAAUUUGCCGAUCGAUCUUUCCCAACCGCUAACAAUGUAUCAGGAUUAUUCGAACAGAACCGGCAAUUUUGUAUUAGCUUCUGGCGAAGUUGGAUCCAUCUUAUUGGAUAACUCGACUCGUGAUGUGACUGGAAACAAAGGUGCAGCCGCAAUUACGGACAGAUAUCGUGGCAAACCGGGAUCCUCGGAUAUGGUUGCCCAGUGCCAAUACACCGAGUGUCUCGUUCCUCCAGCCAUGCUCAAUCGUGCUGGUGAUAAUGAAGAUGUUUUCUUUGCUUGGAAAGUCAUCCAAGUUAUCGGUACGAAUCAAUCUUUCGAAUUCAACGAAGCUGAAAGUAAGAAAAGAAAUCUUGGUCCCGAUGCUCAUGAGUUAGAAGAAGAUGAUGACAUCAGCCGACAGAAGAGGCAAGCAAAGAUGGCUUAUGAAGCGAGUCUUCGACGUGAACAAGAAAUGCAUUCAAGUGCUUCUUCGAAUAUUGGGCCCUUCCAAAAUCAGCCAUCGGGCAGCCAGUAUGCCAAUUCUGAAAGAUAUGGAACCCCUAAUGGAUCUCGAAUGUUUGGAUCCGAACAAGGAUUUUGCACAGCACCUCAAAGUAUUAAUGCUGGUCCGAGUCGUUCCGAGACACCUGUCGCUGCUGCUUUUAAUGCUGAUCCUUAUCAGCCCAGUGCUGUUGUCAAUCUGGCUCAAUCAAUUAAAAAUCGUAUCGCUUCGUACACUAGAAAUCCUGACCUAGCAGCACACAUGGAGGCGGUUGUUCCUGGAAAUUUGACAUCUUUAGAAUAUGAGAUUGAGAACUUGUUGAGAAUGUGCCAAUCUUCGAACAGGAGUUAG